Orbilia oligospora ATCC 24927 is the source of this 1590-nucleotide messenger RNA. RefSeq lists its product as uncharacterized. Gene Ontology annotation, cellular component: plasma membrane. The transcript is spliced from 5 exons. Gene Ontology annotation, biological process: actin cortical patch localization. Bases 1 to 1590 code for a protein of 529 amino acids. Lineage: Eukaryota; Fungi; Ascomycota; Orbiliomycetes; Orbiliales; Orbiliaceae. The record is from RefSeq and is a predicted model, not a curated record.
AUGGACAUGAGCUGUGUGCCUCACCUUUCUGUAUUUGAGAGACAGAUUCUGGCAACUUCGGAAAACAAGGAAAUGUUUCUCGAAAAAUUCGAGGAGAUGAUGCCGGCUGCCCCAGAUGCCGCAGGUGAACAGGCUGUAAUGACACCCGAGGGAGGAACCCGCACAACCUAUUUCGAAAUUGGGCCAGGCAGCCAACGAAAUAAAUUGAUAAACGGCAAGCUCGGGAAGAUACGGGAUAGCCAUGAAUAUGAAACGUCGGUUACAUACAAAGGUGUCAAGAUUCCCAUAAAAGUCCCCGUGGCUGUAAUGCCGGAAACAGUUGGAGAUCUUAUCACAACCUUUUCUACACCGCACUCACAAAACCCGCAACCAUUCCCUCUACAUCCUCACCUUACUACGAAUGGGCCUUACACCCAUCCCGUAAUAGUACUCGUAAAUGCAUUACUCACACAGAAACGAAUCGUAUUUCUUGGCCACGGUAGACCAUCCGGUGAGGUCGCUAACCACGUCCUAGCAGCAUGUUACCUAGCGAGCGGCGGCGUUCUGAAGGGUUUUACUCGUCAUGCCUUUCCAUAUACCGAUAUUUCUAAAAUUGAGGAGCUUCUCUAUGUCAAUGGAUUCAUCGCUGGGGUUAUCAACCCCAUGUUUGCGAAUCAGGCCCGUUGGUGGGAUGUUCUCUGCGACAUUGAUACCGGUCGAAUAAGGAUAUCUCCGGAGCUCAAACCCCCUCCCUUGACUGAUGGACUCUCUUUCUUCAACCUAAACCCAAACAUGGGUGUUGCUGAUUAUGUCAAACAUGAUACGAUGGAUAACGCAUUCAUGGAGGACAUAUCGCAUUGUAUAUCCUCGAGGUUUGGAGAAUGGGCCGUCAGGGCGAGGUGGAGGGACUGGGUGCUACGGUUCACUCGCAUGGCGACUGCAUUCGAGGAAGCGGUGUACGGUGCAUCGGCUCUCUGGAUCGGACAUGAAGAAAACCAUGUUAUUAAGGGCCAUGGUUAUGUCUGGGCGGACGAGGCCUUGAAAACUCGUGAUUUAACAGCAAAUGCGGCCAGAAUCGAAGGGUGGAGAGGCACUAGAAGCUAUCUCACACUUGUGCAGGAAUCUGCGCAACUAUACCAAGCCAAACCUAUUAAAAUAGUCGACUUGCAUCACCAAAUCGACCGGCUGAGGGUUCUACGGCUGUCUCACGAGGAUUCAGAGAAGAUAUAUAUGGUCCUGAAACACUAUGUCGACGACUAUGAAGAAAUUAAUCAGCUUCUUUGCGUAAUCCCCGAAACUCAGAACGGCAUCUUUCCCAUCGCUUUCGGUCUCUUCCAUCCAAAUCAAAAAGUUAGGUUCGCGGUCGUUGAGCUGCUCGAGAAAAUCAGUACCCAUAUGGCAGGCCGCCACUUUUUCAAUAACAUGAAUCGCUUCCAGCGCCUAGCGUACAUUCGCCUAAAACAGGAGAGAGAGAAUAGUGGAGGUUUCAGUCCUGUCGCUACAGAAGCUGCAAAUGGUGUAGGUAGCUUUUCAACUACCACAACGCCAACCACAGCAGCUGGCGUUCCUAGGUUCGCAGCGUUUGGACCGAACGGUAGAGGUGGACCGUGA